Messenger RNA from Candida dubliniensis CD36, 804 nucleotides. RefSeq lists its product as uncharacterized. The record is from RefSeq and is a predicted model, not a curated record. The transcript has a single exon. The coding region runs from base 1 to 804 and encodes 267 amino acids. Lineage: Eukaryota; Fungi; Ascomycota; Pichiomycetes; Serinales; Debaryomycetaceae.
AUGCUAGCUCAACAACAACCACAACCAGCACAACAACCAGCACAACAACAGAUGCAACAAUCACGAAAACCAAAGAAUAAAAAGAAGCAAUCAUAUUAUGAAGAACAAGUUAGAACUCUUCCAAGUGGAGCACCAGUUGAUUUUGGUCAUGGUAAGAAAUCAUCAUCUAAACCUAAAUCAAAAUCAAAAUCAAAAUCAAAUUCCUCAACAACAACAACAACAACAACUACAAAUACAACUACAACAUCAUCCUCAAAUUUUAAGUUGACUGCAUCUCCAAGUUUACCAAGUGGUGCUAAACCAAAUUUCCAACCCUAUAAAUCAACGUCAUCACCACUUUCACCACCUUCAUCUACAAUUCCUGAAUCCAAUAUUACAUCUACAACUUCAAAACCAUCAAAUGGUGGUAAUAAUAAUAAUAAAAAUCAUCAUAAUCGUCAUCAAAGUAAUCACAAUAAUUAUGAUGAUAAACAUCCUCAAUUAACAUUACCUAAUGGUAAAAAACCAAAUUUCUUUAACAACAACAACAACAACAACAACAACAAUAACAAUAACAAUAACAAUAACAAUAACAAUAACAAUAACAAUACUAUACCAUUUGAUUCAUCAAUAAAUUUAAUUAGAAAACAAUAUAAUAAUCCAAAUACAAAAGCUAUAAAAGAGAAAAAAAUCGAUAACAAUAUUAAUACUUAUUAUGCUGGUUCAUCAUUUCAUUCAUCACCUAAUGCUUUAAAUUUACCUAAACCUUCAUUUAAACUAAAUAAUGGAUCUCCUAAACAAUCUACUGGAUUAAAAGAUUUUUAA